GAAAAUGCACACUUAGCUCCUUCACAUCCAUUUCCAUGCUCCACUUUUUCAUAUAUCCAUGCUUCAGAAUAAUAUACACACACACACACACACAAAGUGUGUGCGUGUAAUCCUCUCUAGGCCUCCCCCCCCCCCAGUGCAAUUUCAUGAUAUGCUUCUGACCCAAGUAUAGUCAAAAUAUUAUCUACAGUUUCAACUGUCUAUGAGAGGAUCUUGGAAUGUUUCCACUGUGGAUACAGGGGUCAUACUGAAAUUACGAAGUAGGGAAGCAGAAAAGAAUAAAACAGGAGGGAAAGAAAGCAAAACAGAAGUGAAGAAUGGCCAUCUGUCGGGGGUGCUUUGAAUGCAAUUUUCCUGCUUCUUGGCAGGAGGUUGGACUGGAUGGCCCAUGAGGUCUCUUCCAACUCUAUGAUUCUAUGAUUCUAAGAAAGAAUAUGCAGAAGAUAUGGCUGAGAUAUUCAAACUAAAUAAAUACUAAAAGGUGGUAUAGCUGUAAAUAUUGCCAAAGUGCAUCUGCAGUAUAUCUAGUAAUUGGUAAGUAGUGUAUAUUUAUAAAGGAAUAUAUGGCAUCACCAUAAGUCGGCAGAUCACUUGAAAUGACUUCACACACACACACACACACACACACACACACACACACACACACACACAUUCUACCGAUCCAAUUCAAGCAAUUUCUUAGUUGUCCUCUUCUCCCCUCCCCAAUCUCUGAUAAACCACUGACAUGAUGGUAAUUGAUUGUAUUGUGCGUGAUCAAACUCAGCCUCUUUAUGAGCUUACGGUAGUUUCACUUUUCUUAUCAAUUCAUUAACUUGAACUUGUCUUUGCUGCUUUCUCCAGUGCCUCCCAGAGAGCUCAGCCAUUUCAGUUCAGCAGACACCAGUGAAGUCAAAAAGAACUGAAAUAAGCUCAGUUGCAAAAAUGUCUGUUAGAAUGGUUUCCCAAGCAUCCCAUGAAGAAAGGAAGGGAAUGAGGUUUGGGCUGAAAUGGACAAUAUCCAUUUGGCCCAUUUUCUCAAAUACUUUCCUGCCACGAAAAAACAGCUUGGAAAGUUAAUCCAACGUCUUCGAGAAAUUGCAAACAGCAUCAACGAAACUAACAAGAAUUGCACCAAAGUCAGAAUUUUUGCCAAUUUUACAAGUGCCUUUUCUAACAUUUUAAGUAUUGGAGGAUUGGCCUUGGCCCCUGUCACAGCUGGCGGAAGCCUCGGCCUGUGCAUUGCUGGGAUUGGCUUUGGGGCUGUGGCAGGAGUCACUAGCCUGGCCACUACUGCAUAUGAAAGCAGGAAUGAUAAAAAGAAAAUGGAAACAGCGGAAGACCUGGUAACCAAAUGCCAAAAAAGUCUAAGAAAUGUUAUGCAUCCCCGUGGAACUGAUCUCAGCUCUGAAUCCCCAGUGAAUGAAGGAACUUUCUGGAAAAAGAUCAAGCAGCUUGGUUCCAGUGUUAUCAAUGGAGGCUCCAAGAUUUCUACUGCUGCAAAUGGAAUCAUAACAAAUGUCCAGGCCCUGAAAUUGGCUAAUGCUAAUCCUGCCAUGAAGGCUUUGGGCAAGCAAGCAGCAGCUGCAGGAAGCAGAUCUGGGAAGACAAUCAGGAAUGUGAGAAAGGCCUUUGCAGGAACCCCUCUUGCAGUGUCCAAAGGGGCUAGGAUGCUGGGCUCUCUUUCAUCUCUUGUGUUUCUCCUGCAAGAUGUACACAGCAUUUACCACGACAGUCAACGUUUAAAAGAUGGAGAUUCAGCUGAAAUGGCAGAAGAAAUCAGAGAGAAGGCUGAUGAACUGGAAAAAGAACUGAACAGUCUCAACAUGUUCUAUGAGGAAAAAAGGUUUGCAUGAAAGAAUCCAAUGAGCCAACUUAUCUCUAUGAUGAGUUCCUUUUUGACCGUUAUCCAUUUUAUUGUUGUUGUAUGUUUUAAAGUUAUUUCCAGCUCAUAGUGGCCCUAAGGCAAUCUAUGACAAGAUUUCUGGGGCUGAAAGUCACUCCAUGGCUAAUCAGGGAAUUGAACUCUGGUCUCCAGCGUAAAACUUAAACCACUAUACCAUGCUGGCUUUCUCAUCACCAAUAGCCAUAUCCAUGUAUAGCUAAUCUCUACAUAUCCCUCAAUAUACUCUACAUACAACCCUAUCCCCAUAUCUGUCCUAAUUUGACAGAGACUGACCUAAUCAAUCCUCUGCCACUCCCUUAUUGAGGCACAGUGACCCCCUAAAGAUUAAUAGUUCACCAAAGGCGCAGAAAUAAUUAUUUUCCCCUUUUAAAAAAUACCCUUUCUGGACUUACACAAGUUCAAAGCAUCAGAAGAAUGAGAGCAAACAAACAGCAGCUGUAAACUCCUAAACUCUGCCAUAUCUAAACCUUUGAUAAAUUGCAUCUGCUUUAUGAUUUUGUGUAACUUGUAUCUUUCAACUAUGCACUGUAUCUAUUUCUUAUAUAUGAAAUGUAUAUAAACUGUUUCUUAGAAAUGUAUCAAAAUGUAACUUAGAAACACUCACCCUUCUAUGACUUUGUUCAGAUAAUCUCCUGGGAAUUAAAAGAGUUGGGCAAAUCCCUCUGGGUAUUUCCCAACUCAGAUAAUCAUCAGAUUCAUUAUGUAUAUGCAAAGACAGGUGACUUCUUUUACCAGUCAGAUAAGUCCAAAAUGUUGGUAAAAGUUACAUGAAGCUGUGAGUCUGCCACUCCUUCAUGAAAAAAAGAAGCCUAGAGUGUGUUCAUUUGUUAACUCUUUUAUUGACAGCCAAGCCCUUGAUUACCCAAGAUCAGCACCUUUAUCCCUUGUGUCUUGUUCCGUUAUUUCCUAAGAUCCAUAUCUUUGUUUGAGCUCAUCAACAUACCUUCCUUACCAUUUGUUUUCCCCGGACUGUGCCCUCUGCAGCUGAUUGGUCCUUCAAUCUAACCAGUCUCCAGCUGCCAUUCUCCCUCCUAGCAAAUCCCAGCACAGAUCCUAGCCAGCCUCUUUUCUGGCCAAUCAGGAGAGGGAGCGGGAAGCCUGAAUCGCUGUUAGAACUGUAUAAGAUGUCUUGUAUUUCUCUGUAUGUUUAUGCUUUUGUACAUUUUGAAACAAAUUGCUUGUACUUGGACCCUUUUUGGCUGAAUCAUAAUAAACCUCUGUGGCUUGUCUUCAA
This is a messenger RNA of Anolis carolinensis (green anole), 3116 nucleotides long. RefSeq names its product apolipoprotein L6. The record is from RefSeq and is a predicted model, not a curated record. Gene Ontology annotation, biological process: lipid transport; lipoprotein metabolic process. The transcript is spliced from 3 exons. NCBI's taxonomy places the organism in Eukaryota, Metazoa, Chordata, Lepidosauria, Squamata, Anolidae. Gene Ontology annotation, cellular component: membrane; extracellular region. The coding region runs from base 987 to 1832 and encodes 281 amino acids. Gene Ontology annotation, molecular function: lipid binding.